Messenger RNA from Lactuca sativa (garden lettuce), 585 nucleotides. RefSeq lists its product as uncharacterized. The record is from RefSeq and is a predicted model, not a curated record. NCBI's taxonomy places the organism in Eukaryota, Viridiplantae, Streptophyta, Magnoliopsida, Asterales, Asteraceae.
AUGACAGAUAAAAGAAAUAGGGUUAGUUGGAAGUCGAAAUUGGUGGACAAAACUUUUUUGGAAGCAUGUAUACAAGAAUUAACAAGCAAUGACCGGGAGGGUAGCGGACUAAAAGCAAGCUCAUGGGUUGUGGUCGCGGAGAAAUUGAAAACAUAUCAUAAUUUUAUUGUCGACAAAAAACAAAUGAAAAACCGAUACGACUAUUUAAAAGAAAAGUAUGCAGUGUGGUUAAAACUUAAAAACAAAACAGGAAAUAUUUAUAAUCCCACGAAUUCUUUUAACAUGACUAAUGAAGAAUGGGAAGCGGAAGCGAAGUUGAACAACUAUGUAGAUAAGCUGAGAAAUGCACCCCUCCCUUGCCCUGAACUUUAUACCCAACUAUUUGACAGGGCGACCUCGACCGGUGUUCACAGUUGGGGGCCAUCUUCGACAUUACCUCAUCCCAAUGAAACCUUCAGUACACAUGAUUUUGAGGAUACAGAGAAGGAUGAGCCAGCACCUCAUGCAGAUACCCCAAGCUCAACAGUACCUCAACCUACUAGUGAGGAAUCAUCUGGGCGGACAAAAAACAAGGGGGGAAAAUGA